GAGAAAUUGUCUCCCAGAGCACCAGACGGUCCAACCAAAAUCAGAAUACUGAUUGAAAUUGCAGAGGAAUAUAAUGUCAAAUGGCAACCGUCUUUAGAAGAAAAUGAUGAGAAAUUGUCUCACGAUUUACUUCGUGUUCCACUUGUUGGUGAUGAAGAAGAACAUCCUAGUUUACAUGCUUCUUGUCAACUUAAAGAAAUGCAAGAUAAGUCUAGAAGUUUCUGUGAGAAGAAUGGAAAACUAAAUUCUUCAGGUACUAGAAAUCAGGAAGAGGAUUUUGGAAACUUGUGUUGUGAAAGCACGAGUGCUUUUCAAAAGGGUAGACAUAACUGGGAGAUGGAAUUCAAGCAUGCUGCAACUGCUGCACAGGCAGCUGCAGAAUCUGCAGAACGUGCAAGCGUGGCUGCAAAAGCAGCUGCUGAACUUUCCAACCGUGAAAAGUUAAUAAGGCAGUGUUCAGGUGAAUGGCAGAGUUCUUGUAGAGGAGGGUUUAGAGCUGAAUUAUCUCUAGAAUAUGCUUUUCAUUCUUCCAAACAUCUUUCUGCUGGUUAUGCUGCUAGCACAUUCCGAAGAAGCGCUUUUGAGAUUAAUGUAAGAGAACAAAAUAGACUGGUAGGACCACACAAUGAACAUUUCAUGAAUGGUGAUGAUAAUGUGGUGAAGCCUUACCAGAAAGUGCAGGGUGAAGCAAACAAGGAAUCAAGCGGAAGUGGCUCAGAUGCAUACUUAGAUUGUGAUACUAGUGAUUCUGAGGAUGGAGUUUCUGAACAAAAUUCAGUCAUUCUUGCGCAUCCUUCAAAAACUGCAAUGAUACCAGAUAAGGAAGAGACUUCAAAACCAUUAAAUUGUGAUAAGGAUAUUCCCUCAAAGGAGAAGUAUAUAUUGGAGACUGGCGUUUAUCCACGAGAAGCAGAGACCCUCAAAGAGCUAAGAAAUGCAACUGCAAAGCAUCCCAUGGGUUUCAUGGGUGCUGCACCUGAUGCGGGUCAGCUAAUAGCCAUGCUCUUGAAGGUUUCGAAUGCUAAAAAGACAAUAGAAGUUGGAGUUUUUACUGGAUACUCUCUUCUGCUCACUGCACUCACAAUUCCAGAUGAUGGAAAAAUUAUAGCGAUGGAUCCAGACAGAAAAGCUUAUGAGAUAGGGCUACCAUUCAUUAAAAGGGCUGGUGUUCAACACAAGAUUGACUUCAUAGAGUCUCCAGCUUUACCAGUUCUUGAUAAGCUCUUAGAAGAUGCUGAAAAUGAGGGGAGUUUUGACUUUGCUUUCAUUGAUGCUGACAAGAACAAUUACUGGAAUUACCACGAGAGAGUUAUGAGAUUGGUGAAGAUUGGUGGAAUAGUUGCAUAUGAUAACGCACUGUGGGGAGGAACUGUUGCCUUGCCUGAAAAGGCAGUUUCGAAGGAUAAACAAGAGUGGAGACUGUUAUCGCUUGCUUUCAACGAAGCAAUUUCAAAGGAUUGUCGUGUUCAAAUUGCUUUUGUUUCAAUCGGUGAUGGAGUCAUUUUCUGCAGGCGUAUUGCUUGAUUCUCGUCUCAACACUGCCGUCUAAACCAAUAAUUAACACAGUUCUCAAUGCAAUCUCACUCACAAUUUGUAUCAAGCAUAAACUUUAAUUAUUCCAUCUCUUUAUCUGAAUUAUUAUAAAAAUA
Vigna angularis (adzuki bean) is the source of this 1649-nucleotide messenger RNA. RefSeq names its product probable caffeoyl-CoA O-methyltransferase At4g26220. The coding region runs from base 199 to 1524 and encodes 441 amino acids. Lineage: Eukaryota; Viridiplantae; Streptophyta; Magnoliopsida; Fabales; Fabaceae. The record is from RefSeq and is a predicted model, not a curated record. Gene Ontology annotation, molecular function: S-adenosylmethionine-dependent methyltransferase activity; O-methyltransferase activity. The transcript has 6 exons.